Messenger RNA from Cornus florida, 956 nucleotides. RefSeq names its product BAG family molecular chaperone regulator 5, mitochondrial. The record is from RefSeq and is a predicted model, not a curated record. NCBI's taxonomy places the organism in Eukaryota, Viridiplantae, Streptophyta, Magnoliopsida, Cornales, Cornaceae. Bases 85 to 750 code for a protein of 221 amino acids. The transcript has a single exon. Gene Ontology annotation, biological process: protein folding. Gene Ontology annotation, molecular function: protein-folding chaperone binding. Gene Ontology annotation, cellular component: plasmodesma.
CCUCUUAUCUUUUACAGUCUCACUGUCCCUUCCCUCUUUCUGCGUCUCUUUUUUUCUUUUUUUUGGUGUUUCCUCUCUCCAUCCAUGAAAAUGUAUUCCUCUCGCAAAAUUCGCUUCUUCUCAACCUCCUCCAGCACCGUCACGUAUACAUUCCAAAAUGACCACUCUGCCCCUCAAACCAAAACCAACAAGACCACCGAAAUCCCCAUCAUCGAUUCCUCCACCGAAUCCCCAGCCAUCCCCAUCACCGUCCACCUGUCCACUUCUCAAUCCCAAUCCUCCGCCUCCGCCGCCGCCGCCGUGAAGAUACAGUCCGCCUACCGCUCCUACAUAGUCCGCGCACUCGUGAAGAAGAUCUCAGCAGUCAAUUCGGAAGCCAACCGCUUGGAACGGCUCCUCCAGCGGCAGGAAACGGUGGACGCCAUCAGAGGCGACGAUCGGGAGAGGAUGAGGAUGAACGAGGCCUUGAUGGGGCUGUUGCUGAGGCUGGAUUCGGUGCCGGGGGUUGAUCAGACGGUGAGGGAGCUGAGGCGGCAUGUGAGCCAUCGGAUCGUGGGGUUGCAGGAGAUCUUGGACGCCGUAUCGGACGCCAAGGUGGAGGACUGGGAUGGGUUGAUGAGGAAUUGGGACGACGUGGUGGCGGAGAUUGAGAAUGAUGUUUGUCGAGAGAGAGGUGGACACGAAAUGGAGAGGUUUUGUGCUGAGAAUUUAGGGUUUAGGUGCUUGCAGAGGUUUUUGCGUGAGCUGUGAUUCUGUAUACGGAGGUUAAUAUGAUAAAUAUUAAUAAUGGCAUUUCAUACAAAUCCUCCGUGGACUUGUAGUGUACAUAUUGAUAUUAUCUCAUACCUAAGUGAUGGAUGUAGUAUUCAUUCAAGUGUGCUUGUUCCCCUCUUCGUUCGUUUUUAUUUUUUUUAUUUUUUUGCAAUCUUCCUUUGUUUUUAUAACAGAUGCAUUUA